Messenger RNA from Pteropus alecto (black flying fox), 4496 nucleotides. RefSeq names its product rhomboid domain containing 2 (gene RHBDD2). The record is from RefSeq and is a predicted model, not a curated record. Gene Ontology annotation, molecular function: serine-type endopeptidase activity. The transcript is spliced from 5 exons. Lineage: Eukaryota; Metazoa; Chordata; Mammalia; Chiroptera; Pteropodidae. The coding region runs from base 1745 to 2416 and encodes 223 amino acids. Gene Ontology annotation, cellular component: membrane.
CCGGUACCAGUCCUUUUCCUCCGACCUCGCCAGGGCCUGGGCUUCGGCUUCCCAGCACCUGCGCCAUCAUUCCUUACCUCCAGCUACUCCGUCCGCAUCAUCAUUCUACCCACCCGGAGGAACAGCCGCAUAUUCCACGUCUUUGUCUCUCCAAGCCUCAUCUUAGUCAUCAACUGUAAUCCUUCCCUUCCCAAAUUUGUUCCCUUUCCUGUCUUCGCCUCCAGACUGACAGCCCCCACAUACAUACGCAAGCAAGCAAACCGUUUUCAUUCACCCAUGCGCUCUCUGUUAGGAAAAGGAUUUUUUCUCUCCUUUGUCGUACACACACUUCCGUCUGCUUUAGGGCCUAACUCUCACUGAAAAAUUUUUUUUCUCUCGCCUUAAUCAAGACGUUUGAGCUUUAUCUAUAGCUACCCCUGUAAGGUUCCUGGUCUCUUGAGGUUUAGGAUUUCUUUCGCUUCUUCGUUUGUAUCUUAAUUCUGACUCAGAUUCCCAGCUCUGAGUCAGGAGGAGAGAGGGGCAUCUUGUGCCUUUGGGAGAAGUGUGUUUUUUUUUCCCGAGGGGAGAGGAAUUUUGCAGACCAUUAAGUAUAAACAUCAGCUCAUAAAAUUUCAUUUUUUUCUGGGGAGUAAAAUGGGAAAUUUGUAUAACUUGCUGUUUUGCAAAGCACAAUUACAUGCAUUAAAUUCAUUCAGUCCUCUCGAAGAUCCCAUGACGUAUGUAGGCUUUAUUAUUGCCCAUUAUUUAGAUGCUGCUGAGGCUUAAUGCAGAGAAUUACAGAGCCAUUAAGUCAUAGAAUUGAGACAGAACCCAGAUUUUUUUUUUUUUUUUAAUUGUGUGACAUUUUGGAACUAGAGUCUUGGGGGUAUAUAACCCCCAAAUCAUAUAGAGUUGCUUCUAGAAACUUCACAUUUAUACUUGGAAUUUCAGUUUUAGGAGAGUUCAACAAAUAAUGAAGUACUCUUCAGAUAAUGAAGCCUGACAGAAAUGGCCUGAGGUUCAUAGCCUGGCUCCCUGCUCAACUCUAAAACUAUCCCCUACUCCCACUCUGACACAGAGCUUGUCAUAGCCAGAAGCAAAAUGUUGGCAGAAACCGAGCUCCCUUUUUUUCUUAACAGCCUCUCUGAGUGUGGGGUUCAUGGGCAAGUGAACAUUAAAUGCAUAAGAGACUACGAAGGCCUCAAGUGUAAUCAUGGUACUUUAUAUUUAGGAAACUGAAGCCCCAAGAGCCUGUGACUUGACUAAGCUCAGCUAACUCGUAUGUGAUGGAGCCAAGAUUCCACUCCAAGUCUUUAGGCUCCCAAGUCCGAUAUUACUGUCACUUCACCAGUCCUCUCUUUCAGCUUAAUGUUUUGGCCUGCAAGGACAUAAAACCACUAUGGAAGGAGAGGUCAGGAUUACAACCGAGGAGACUGGCACACAGAGUGUUAAGGGACACCCACUCAAUCCACCCUGAAGCUGUUACAAUUAAUUAACCCUCAAACUGCCUGGUGAGAUAGUUUACAGGCUGGUGACCUACAUCUUUGUCUAUGAGAAUCCAGUCUCCCUGCUCUGUGGUGCUAUCAUCAUCUGGCGCUUUGCUGGCAAUUUUGAGAGAACCGUGGGCACCGUCCGCCACUGUUUCUUCACCGUGAUCUUCGCCCUCUUCUCCGCUAUCAUCUUCCUGUCGUUUGAGGCCGUGUCAUCGCUGUCGAAGCUGGGGGAGGUGGAAGAUGCCAGAGGUUUCACCCCAGUGGCUUUUGCCAUGCUGGGCGUCAACGCUGUCCGCUCUCGGAUGAGGAGGGCCCUUGUGUUUGGCAUGGUUGUACCCUCAUUGCUGGUGCCAUGGCUCCUGCUGUGCGCCUCCUGGCUUAUUCCCCAGACCUCUUUUCUCAGUAAUGUCUGUGGCCUUGGAAUUGGGCUAGCAUAUGGCGUCACAUACUGCUAUUCCCUCGACCUAUCAGAGCGAGUAGCAUUGAAGCUCGACCAGAAGUUCCCCUUCAGCCUGAUGAGGAAGAUUUCAAUGUUCAAGUAUGUCUCAGGCUCUUCAGCUGAAAGGAGAGCAGCCCACAGCCGGAAGCUGAACCCUGUGCCCGGCUCCUAUCCUACACAGAGCGGCCACCCUCACGUGCCCCCGAGCCACCCUGUUGCCCAGAUGCAGCAUGCCAGUGGCCAGAAACUAGCCUCCUGGCCAGCCUGUGCUCCUGGGCAUAUGCCCAGCCUGCCUCCCUACAAGCCUGCCUCUGGCCUGUGUUAUGUGCAGAACCAUUUUGGCACAGCCCCUAACUCUUUCGGUGUCUAUCCGGCUUCUGCAGGGGCCUCCCUGGGGGUUCAGCCCCCUGCCCCCCUCAACUGCCCUGGCACUGUGUAUUCUGGGGCCCUGGCCACUCCACCAACUACAGGCUCCAAGGAGGGCACAAGGGUCCUGAUCCCCUAAUGGGGAAGUUAUCUCACAGGAAGUUAUCUUGGCCUCUGAAGAAGGUCCUCUCCGAGCUAAGGUUUUCUUGACAAAAAAAUUAUUUAUUGAACACCUCUAUGUGCCAGGCUCUGUGUUGAGUACUUUGAUAUAUGUCCCUAUUUCCUGUCCUGCCUCCCAAAGAACACCUGGGAGAAGAGGGCAUUGUCAGUGGCUGCCAGUGGCUACCUGCAGCUCUGCAUUUCCUUCCUGUGACUGUGUGUAGUGCUCUUGGUUAUACAGUGUCUGUGUGUCUGUGUCUGCCCUUCGGGAGCUCCCAGCUAGUGUGCUUGGUGGUCCCCAGGCCUCUGUUGUUUCUCCCCCACAGUGACCACCACACCCCCACCCCAGACUUGUGGUGAGAAGGGCCGGUGUGAACCACAACAGCAUGCUGGUAGAUCCAUAGUGUCGAUUACCUUUGUAUAAAGAAAAAUCUUCUGACAUGCCUUUGGUCUGUGGUCUGUGCUCUGGCUGGGGAAUAUGGAGAGCAGGAUUUGGCAGUGGUGAUGCAGGGUGUGAUGGCAAAGAGGAGAAAUAUAUCAGGGGUCAAGUCAGGCCAGUGGCCUCCACCCAGCAGGGAUCUGACAUGGGGAAUGAGUUGCAAAGGUGCUGGGUGAACUGAAAGGGCAAACAAGGUUUGGCAACCCUGAGAUUGGUGACAGCAAGAAGCUACUAGUGCUCUUAGGGUGGAGGGGGUAUUACCAGAGCUCCAGGUAGGACUACCACGAGGACUGCCUGGCGAGACCGUGUACCAAGUAGUGACGGGCACUGGCAAUGAUGACAUCUAAAGCAAGAUUGGAGGAGCAGAACCCUAGCUUUUCUGCCUGUCACCUAACAUCAGGGUCUCCCAUGGGACAGAUGAACCAGGAACCUGUUGGCAAAUGAGCCCAGGAAAUGUAGUUUGGGUUGGAGAGUAGCCCCUCUGAUGCAGGACAGGAAAAGACAGGAAUGUGAGCCAAAAGGUGCCUGACCAGCCUAAGGAGAGCUCAUUGCUUCUAAUAAGCCAUCAGCUGGAGUGCCUUGUGGUGGGCUCACAUGGAGAAAGGCCAAGUUGCAGAUAUUUCAAUGGAUAUAACACAUGACCUUCAUUUAUUCUAGGCACUGGAUAGCGUGCUCUAGGCUGGCUCUUUGAUAGGUCCUGAGUAUUAGAAGUGGAUAAGAUACUUACAAAUCCAUCCACCCACAUUAGAGCAGGCAUCGUUAGGCACCUGAGUGGCCAACACUGGGUGACAGGGGUGGAGGAUGUAGCUGGAUAGUGAAGUAGGAUCACCAGUCAAGGAGUUGGGUGCCGAGAAUAUAGCUGGGACUUGUCUGCAGUCACAGAGCAAGGCUGUCAGGGCCUGGCUUAUGGCCUCUGUCUCCAACUGCACCUGGUACCUUUCCUAUAGUGUCAGUGAGUAUGGGCUGUCGUGUGUCCCUUAGACGUUUUUCCUCCAGUCUCAGGCCUGUACCUGAAGCAGAUAAGAGGGCCACUUGUUCCUAGUGUGGCAGAGUGACAUCCCUUGUGUCUGUCCCUCCUGCAUGGACUAUGCUGUGGAGCUGCAGAGGCCCUGGGCCUUGGAGAUGGUCUGGCUGGGGGACCAUUUCACAGGUCCCUGAGUAGCAGAGCUGUGAGGGUCCUCCGAGGCCUUUCAGUCCAACAGUCUCACCUACCUCUGGUUUUACUUACACGGUGUUCCAGGAAGGCAGGAUGGCGCUUGGCAGAGCAAACAGUAGCUGCUCCUGACUCGGGCCCCUGCCACAACUGCUGCUCUGAGACUGGAUCUUUGUUUCCCUGGACUUCCCUUGGUCUGGCCACAGCUAACAGCAGGCAGCCUGGAGCCAGGUAAGAGGGGGGCCAUUUCUCCCCUCAGUAUUAGAGGAUCUAUAGGGGAUCCUUAACCUCUCCCCUGUUUGCUUGUUGAAUCAUCCACCAGUGUGUCUUAUGUCGGAAAACACUGAGUGUGUGCCAAGCCUCAGGCUGGGGCUAGAGACUGAGAUGAAGGUCCAAAUCUAUCCAGACCUUUGUGGGCAGAGAACCACAAACACGAGGCUGUCAUUCAAUAAAUAUUUGUUGAACGAA